Cynoglossus semilaevis (tongue sole) is the source of this 3971-nucleotide messenger RNA. Its product is annotated as ral guanine nucleotide dissociation stimulator-like. Gene Ontology annotation, cellular component: plasma membrane. Gene Ontology annotation, biological process: Ras protein signal transduction. The record is from RefSeq and is a predicted model, not a curated record. NCBI's taxonomy places the organism in Eukaryota, Metazoa, Chordata, Actinopteri, Pleuronectiformes, Cynoglossidae. Gene Ontology annotation, molecular function: guanyl-nucleotide exchange factor activity.
UACACUGCAGAUCCAUACUUUUUCUCAACAACUAAAGUGUUAACUAAAACAAAAGUUUGAACAAUCAUUAAAAAUUAUUCUUGACUUCUUUUUCUAAAAAAUAUGUAGUGCUUUGAGAACAGGGAUCUACCGUUACAUCCUAGGGAGGUAACGUUUCUGACUGGGCGUGGCUUCGUGUGUGAGUCAUGGUGCGUUCAGGGGCGUCAGGGCUGUAGUAGCAGUACCAGUUAAGAACUCUCCUCUGGCGGAGAAGCCUCACGCUGAAGGCGGACGGAAAACGGGGAAAAUGUCCGUACCGUGACUCAGCAUUGGGAUUUAGGGUCUCCAUGGUCUUUUACCCGGUCACAGGAACCGAGGGCCCGCUGGUCGACAUGUUCGACUCGUCGUGGAAGGUGCGGAACAUUUGGGACGGGGUGAGGCUUGAGGAGGAGCGAAGCCCAGUGAUUCUGCACAGUUUCACCCAGCUGGACCCAGACCUGCCACCACCAGAGAGCUCAACACAGGAAAUCGGGGAGGAGGCUGAGGAAGAUGCCAUCUUCACCAUCACACUGAGGAAGGUGCAGCUCUACCAGUCAGCCAGCAAGGGGCAGCGCUGGCUGGGUGUGGACACAGACUCAGCCCUCAGCCUGUACGAGACCUGCAAGGUGAGGACCAUCAAGGCAGGGACACUGGAGCGCCUGGUGGAGUACAUGGUGUCGGCAUUCAGAGAAAAAGACUCCACCUACGUCACCAUCUUCCUCUGCACCUACAGAUCCUUCGCCAGCACCAGGCAGGUCUUAGACCUGCUGCUCAACAGAUAUGCAAAGUUGCAGAACGUACCUACAGCAUCUGCUCACAGAGUUUGUCAAGACGACUGCACAGAGCUCAGGAACACCGUGUCGUCCAUUCUGGGAGCAUGGCUUGAUCAGUACUCAGAGGACUUCUGGACCCCACCCAACUACGACUGUCUCCACCAGCUCCUGUCUUACCUGCACGUCCACUUUCCAGGAUCGGACCUGGAACUCCGAGCCCGGAAUCUGCUAGACCACUUCCACCGGAGACAGCAGUGUGAGCCUGAUUCUGAUGGGGACAACCUCGGCUGCCCGUUUGCCACUCAGGAAGAGAGCGGCUUUGAGGAUGAACUCCCUGCUUUUAGCUUUCUGUCUUUUGACCCCAUCACGAUGGCAGAGCAGUUCACACUCAUGGAUGCUGACUUAUUUAAGAAGGUUGUUCCGUACCACUGUCUGGGUGGGAUCUGGUCUCAGCGGGACAAGAAGGGGAAAGAACACCUGGCCCCCACCAUCAGAGCCACUGUGGCCCAGUUCAACUCCGUCACCAACUGUGUCAUCAACACCUGCCUAAGCAACCCAACUCUGAAACCCAACCAGAGAGCCCGGCUGCUGGAGAGGUGGAUUGAUGUAGCCCGGGAGUGUCGGAUCCUAAAGAAUUUCUCCUCGCUGCGUGCCAUUCUCUCAGCCCUACAAUGUAAUGCCAUCCACCGCCUAAAGAGAACCUGGGAGGAAGUGUCCCGGGAGAGCUUCCGCACCUUCAGAGAACUGUCUGAAAUCUUUUCGGACGACAACAAUUACUCGCUCAGCCGAGAGCUGCUAGUAAAGGAGGGAACGUCCAAGUUCGCCACUCUGGAGAUUAAUCCCAAACGGGCUCAGAGGAGACACCAGCAGCAGAGAGACCUGGGUGUGAUGCAGGGCACCAUUCCAUACCUUGGAACAUUUCUGACGGACCUGGUGAUGAUGGACACAGCCAUGAAGGACUACACUGAGGGAGGACUCAUCAACUUUGAGAAGAGAAGAAAGGAGUUCGAGGUGAUAGCUCAGAUCAAGCUUCUGCAGUUAGCCUCCAACAACUACAGCUUCACUCAGGAAACUCACUUCAGGGAGUGGUUCUCUAGUGUGGAGAAGUUCAGCGAGACCGAGAGUUAUCACCUGUCCUGUGAGAUCGAGCCUCUGUCGGAGUCGGCCAGUAACACACUGCGAGCCAAGAAGAAUGGUGGCAUCAUGAAGCGCUGGACCGAUCGGCAGUUGGUGGAGGGAUCUGCAGGGGCUUCGGGCUCUCACUCUAAGUCGUUUGAUCAAUCCCACUACAGACCGUACCAGGGCGGCGGAGACAGCUGUGAUGCCCUCAGUGUGACCUCAGUUAGCUCUAGUGGCUCAGACCUGGAAGAUGUCAAUGCCAGCUUCCUGUCUGACUCUCCUGAAGGUCACGAGAGAAAGACGUCGACCCCCUUAGUGAAACUCGGUGUCUCAGCCUUAAGAAGAGAAGUUCCAGCUGCUGACUCCACCUCCACUUUCUGGGAGUGUACAUCUCUGUCCUCACUAGACACCUCUAGGACAGGCUCGGGCUCAGGCUCCAGCAGCGCCUCCUCAUCCUCCGUGUCUUCAUCCACGCCACUGCAGGCAUCUCGCUCCCACAAACGCUCCGUGUCAGCCGUGUCCAACUACUCCACAUUGUCUCUGCCCCUGUACAACCAGCAGGUGGACGACUGCUGCAUCAUCAGGGUCAGCCUAGAUGUGGAGAACGGGAAUAUGUACAAGAGCAUCCUGGUGACAAGUCAGGACAAAACUCCGUCCGUCAUCCGAAAAGCCAUGAUCAAACAUAACCUUGAGCGAGAGAAGACGGAGGAAUAUGAGCUGAUGCAGAAAAUCUCUGAGGACAAAGAGCUGCGUAUCCCAGACAACGCCAAUGUAUUCUACGCCAUGAACUCCACUGCCAACUAUGACUUUGUUCUGAAGAAACGCGACAUUCCGCGACCAUUGAGGACAAAGACGGUAAUGAGCUCCACACUUCCACGGAUGAAACAGAAAGGUCUGAAAAUUGCCAAAGGAAUUUUCUGAGACGCCAUUUCCUGCUUCCUCCGCGACUUUUGUUCUCUGUCCCGUAUCUGACACUCCUGCUGCCGCACACACACCUCACAGGAAAAGGGUUUCCUUUUUGGAAAAUGGAUUGCAGUUUCCUGACACUGUUUUUUUUUGUUUGAAACACCUAAAUGAGAAGCUGCUCCUGUGGAAUCACAUGACCAGCAGCCUCUCAGCUUUUUAGUCCUGAGAGGAUUCGUAGGGGCAGGAUCUCACAGGACACACCCGUGAGGAAGGUACACAACACUGCUCCAAUGGCAAACUGUGGGAAAACUAAACCAUGUUUCUGGUCUACACGCGGCAGCUUUAAUUCAAUUCCAAUUCCAAAUGGAAAAAUUAAAAACAAAAAGUCAUGUGACUAUUAUAACCAUUUGUUUACAUCAUUACCUGAUUUUACCCAAAACCUCUAGCUGCUGUGAGGAAUGCACCUUCAGACUUUAACACUUAUGUUUGUCAUCCUUGGAAUUGGACCUGAAUAGAAAACACAGAGCUGCAUCAGAUAAUUGUGUUGCUCUGUGCUUUGUGGUAGAAAUGUUUUCAGCACAGACGGCAUUUCUGAUUUCCUUAUUUUCUGAUUUUGGAAGUUGUGUUGAGGACUUCACUGAUCUCAAUACUGCCAUGUCAAGUGAAGAUGAGGAGUUGGAUGUUCUGAGGGGACAGUAGUGUCGGAUGUUCUAAGGGAGAAAAAUUUCACAUUCUUAUGUUUUUGCCGAGUCAUUAAACUACUACAGGGUGAAAGAGGUGGGGUUUGGUCACCUGACACAUUUACAGUGAGAAGAACAAACUGAGUGUACAAAAAAAAGUCAAAUCAAUUUUUGGAUUUUGUUACUAGACUUGUUCAUGGUUGAUUUUUAUUUCUAUGUGAGUUUCCCAUCUCUCUGCUCUAAUUGCUGCUUCAGCUGCCAAUUAUCACCUCUCUGAUGACACCACAGGUUGUUCUCGUGUGGUGUCUCCUGAGGCUGACAACUGUGCUGGAAAACCACCAGAGUCACAAAGAGAAGAACAGUAAUAUUUGAAAAGAAAGGAAAUUCAGAUAAACCUUAAAUUGAUGGAAACCAGAGCUGAAAUAUUCACUGUCAUUCUCAAAAAUAAGAAAAAAUAAAAAAUGAAAACACUGCC